Choloepus didactylus (southern two-toed sloth) is the source of this 5760-nucleotide messenger RNA. It is a transcript of the gene PHACTR1, whose product is annotated as phosphatase and actin regulator 1. Gene Ontology annotation, biological process: stress fiber assembly; cell motility. The record is from RefSeq and is a predicted model, not a curated record. Lineage: Eukaryota; Metazoa; Chordata; Mammalia; Pilosa; Megalonychidae. The coding region runs from base 497 to 2440 and encodes 647 amino acids. The transcript has 16 exons. Gene Ontology annotation, molecular function: actin binding.
UCCAUUUUCUUAAAUUAGCAGUCUAAUGUGUUCUAAAGAGCAGUUCCACUCGGAUCUCUAUUUAGGGGCUGCAUUUCAUCACAAUGUAAAAUGCUCAGUGCUCUUGAAUCGAGAUUGAAGGGAAAAUUAUUCAUUUGGACUUGCAGGCUCAGCAGCAUUGCACAGCUUCAUUUUAUGCUCCGCGGUGUUCUGUUGAAAGGGGUCAACAAGUACUGAGGAAGGUACAGAGGCCGGGGUUGGCGUCACCUUCUGUUGCUAAGGUAACGAGCUCUGGCCGUUUUGUCUGAUCAAGGAAGUCCAGUGGACAGUAUGCAUUAUUCAUCACCGUUCUAAUCAAACAAUCAACAUUUUUUACUUUCACCGGGAAUAUUUAGAGAGAUCAAAGACACUCUGGCUGAAACUGCUCUUGCUUUUACUGCCGACAGUUAACUCUUGUUUUUUUUGCAGUAUCAAAGUGAAUAUUUAUUCUCAAAACUCUGUGUUUAGAACAUCAAGAAUGGAUUAUCCAAAAAUGGAUUAUUUUCUGGAUGUUGAGUCUGCUCACAGACUCUUGGAUAUUGAGUCAGCUCAAAGAUUCUUCUACAGUCAAGGAGCUCAAGCUCGCCGGGCGACCCUGCUCCUGCCUCCCACAUUAAUGGCGGCAUCUUCGGAGGAUGAUAUAGACCGGCGGCCCAUCAGGAGAGUCCGCUCCAAGAGCGACACGCCAUACCUCGCGGAGGCCAGGAUCUCCUUCAACCUAGGGGCAGCUGAGGAAGUGGAGAGGCUGGCAGCAAUGCGAUCGGACUCCCUGGUUCCGGGCACCCACACCCCACCCAUCCGGAGAAGAAGUAAGUUUGCCAACCUGGGAAGGAUUUUCAAGCCUUGGAAAUGGAGGAAGAAGAAAAGCGAAAAGUUCAAACACACAUCUGCAGCCUUGGAAAGGAAAAUAUCAAUGAGGCAGAGCAGAGAGGAGCUGAUAAAGCGUGGGGUCUUGAAGGAAAUCUAUGACAAAGAUGGGGAGCUCUCCAUCUCCAAUGAAGAUGACUCCUUGGAAAACGGGCAGUCCCUGAGCUCCAGCCAGCUGUCUCUGCCUGCACUGUCCGAAAUGGAGCCGAUCCCAAUGCCCAGGGAUCCCUGCUCAUACGAGGUGCUCCAGCCUUCAGACAUCAUGGACGGGACAGUGUCUGAGGAGAGUUCCUCUGCCUGUGAGUCUGGAGUCCUCCUGUCCCAAGAUCCUUCUGCCAAACCAGUCCUGCUUCUGCCCCCCAAAAAACCUGCUGCUUUCUCUGGAGACCAUGAGGAGACCCCAGUGAAGCAGCUGUCCCUCCUCAAGCAGCCCCCCGCCCUGCCUCCCAAACCCAUUGCCAGGAUUGCCAACCACUUAACAGAUCCUGGCGCCCCUGUGAAAUUGCCUUGUCUGCCAGUGAAACUGUCGCCUCCGCUACCUCCAAAGAAAGUCAUGAUCUGUAUGCCCUUGGGGGGGGCAGACCUCUCCCUGGCAUCCUACGCCGCCCAGAAGGGGGGCCCGCAGGGCGUGGCCCAGCACCACCACACGGUCCUGCCGUCCCAGAUCCAGCACCAGCUGCAGUACGGUGGCCACGGCCAGCACCUCCCCUCCGCCACGGGCUCCCUUCCCAUGCACCCCUCUGGCUGCAGGAUGAUCGAGGAGCUGAACAAAACCCUGGCCAUGACCAUGCAGAGGCUGGAAAGCUCUGAGCAGCGUGUUCCCUGUUCCACUUCUUACCACAGCUCUGGUUUGCACUCGGGUGACAGUGUCACGAAAGCAGGACCUAUGGGCCUUCCAGAAAUCAGACAAGUGCCAACUGUUGUGAUUGAAUGUGAUGACAAUAAAGAAAAUGUGCCUCAUGAAUCAGACUAUGAAGACUCUUCUUGCCUGUACACAAGAGAAGAGGAGGAAGAGGAAGAGGAUGACGACAGCUCGUUGUACACCAGCUCCCUUGCCAUGAAGGUGUGCAGGAAGGACUCCUUAGCCAUCAAGCUCAGCAACAGGCCCUCCAAGCGAGAGCUGGAAGAGAAGAACAUCCUCCCCAGGCAGACAGAUGAGGAGAGACUGGAGCUGCGGCAGCAGAUUGGCACCAAGCUCACCAGGCGGCUGAGCCAGAGGCCGACUGCCGAGGAAUUGGAGCAAAGAAAUAUCUUGAAACCUCGGAAUGAACAAGAGGAACAAGAGGAGAAAAGGGAGAUCAAGAGGAGGCUAACUCGAAAGCUCAGCCAAAGGCCCACAGUGGAAGAACUUCGGGAAAGGAAGAUCCUCAUUCGCUUCAGUGACUACGUGGAGGUGGCUGACGCUCAGGACUAUGACCGAAGGGCAGACAAACCGUGGACCCGCCUCACCGCGGCCGACAAAGCUGCCAUUCGCAAGGAGCUCAAUGAGUUUAAAAGUACUGAAAUGGAGGUUCAUGAAUUGAGUAGACAUUUAACAAGGUUUCACCGACCUUAACCAUUGAACUCCUCUUGAGUGCUAUGCUGUCUUCAAAACAUAAAUUUAUAAGAACCAUAAGUGCUGGUAUUUAUUCACUUCCCCGUUACAAUGUAAAUCUUCUGAACUGCCUUUUUUUAAAAAGAAGAAGAAGAGAAAUAAAAGGAAACACAAUCAAGAUUAUAUUUGUGAAAACAUGGUGGUCCCCGCUCCGUGGUCAGAGCUGCCGAGAGGACUUUGGACGCUGAGAUCUGUCCCCGUCUGCCCUGGUGGGGCCGAAGGCGCCCCCCAGGUCCUGACCGAAGACUUCCGGGCGUGCAGAGCUGUUCUGUCCUUCGCCCAGGCCCAGCGGGCACCGCACCCAGUCUCCAGAGAACUCCUCCUCGCGAGUGUCUGUCACCUGAGUCCAAAGAAAGCUGAGGUGCCAGGUUUGACUUGGGGACAGCAGUGCAGAGCGAAGCGGCUUUUUGGCUCUUAGACUUGGCCACUCGCGCUCGCUCCAAACGCGGCAUCUGGUUUGGGAGCCUUAGAAGGAUGAUGCUGAGGGGAGCCUGUCCUCAGGGGCUCUUGUCCCUGUGUCCCGUCACCAUCUCCAUACAGCACAUGAAAAGGAAGGGCCCUUUUCUGGGUGAGCGUGCAGGUGACCUUUGGACGUGGGAGUGCGUGUGCUCAGGGGAAGGGAAGGCUGGGACCCAGCAGCCCAUCCUGGCCCUGCAGGCGGAGCUGAGCCCCCUUCCAAGGGGCUUUGGUUGAGGAAGGGGGAAGCUGUCCUCUUCAGUUCAAAUUAAUCUGUGUUAAGAAAGCCGAGGGUCCCAGGCGAUCUCACAUGCACACGCACGCCGCCAUUGCUAGGGUUCUCAUGGUGUAGACCUGCAGAUGGCAUAGGGCCAUGCAAGGGCAUAAGGACCGGGCUGAGAAACUCGGCCUGGCUGAUAGUGUUUUUACUUUCCCCUGUCUGCCCAGUGCUGGUGACCGCGGGAGUUGGAAGUUCACAGCUUCUGAGUGUAGGACCAAGGCAUGCAGGCCAGAAAUCAGUCCUGCAACACUGGCUUUCCUGUCACAGGUGGGCUGGCCCUCCGGAAGCUCCGGAUGGCCUUCUGUUCGUCUCUCUUGGCGCUUAAGAGUUUCGGUGGAGAAGCCCCAGAGUUUGGCAUACACCAGAAUCACACCAGCCUGUGGGGUACCAUCUUGUUUCUAGUCAACCAGGAAGAAUCCUUCCUUCCUCACGAUGCUGGUGAGCAGGAGGGAGAUGUGUGGCCAACUGUCCUACUCAGGCAGGACCACAGAGAGACGAUGUGCUGUGGACAGAGGGAUGCUGAGACAGGGUGUGCAGUGAGGGGAAGGACAAUUCCCAAACUCCAACAGAUACAAUGAGCCCCCGGGAGCUGUGUCUGUUUUCCUUCCUAGCAGAGCUGGUAGGCUUGGGUGGCAAAGCCCUGCUCAGCCUCCUGCAGAGGCUCCACAGUUAACCAGGCUGAUGGCUUGCUCUCCGUCGCACAUGCCCAGGUUCUAGAAUGUGCCAGCUCAGCCUUCACAGAGGUAACCAGCCCCCACCACGAAGCGGGUGCAAAGCGAGUUACUCUUUGGAGGUGUAGCUGUUAAUGAGGCCAUUCGAUUCUCUGCUGGCAUUAACCACUCCUGUGGCCGACGUUAACCCAGGAGCAGUGUGCACUUUUUUUUGGUUUCUUUUUGGAGAGCUCAGGGCAGUUCUUUAAAGCAGUGCCCCCUCCCAGCCGCUGGGCAGCUGCCAUCUGCCACCUGGAAGGGAGCGUGCCAGUGCCUGGCCCCUGAGGGAGCAGGAGGUCAUUACUAGAUUGAGUGUCUUUGAAUUUAAUCUGAAGAGUUACUGCCUUGGGGAGGGAUAUCGUUCAGGGAAAAUGUGGUCCAGGACUUUAAUAUGGUUGUAAAUGCAGUCUUCCCAAAAGGCUUACUGACAUUUGAAUGUGCGAAGCGUCCAACGAAAGAUUUGAGGCUCUUUCGUUUAACUUCUCUCCAAGGGCCCACCCUGCAGGAGGAGGUGCCUGCCCCGCCAGCUUCGAGCCCGAGUUCCUGCUAACGGGUGUCAUGCAUCGGGCAGCAGGCAGUGCCCUGGCCGAGGAGCGAGUCUGGAGGGAAAUCUGUCCUCGGGACUCCUCCCACCAACACCAACAGUUUCCCUGCUGGUCUUGGUUCCUGGCCCUUCAAUCCCCCAGGAAUAUUGAUUUCCCUGCAGAGAGUCAGCCGGCGGCCCAGGUUUUCACCCGUCAUGCCCUCGUGGUGCUGUCCACUUGAGGCUCAGAGGAAAUUGAACCCAGUAUCCCACUGUCUUCCUGCAGAGCGUCCUUUUCCAGAAAUCAUUUGCACGGACAUGGGAGUGUGGCCCUUAAACAGGCUUGCCAACCCCCAUGGAUGGCAGGACAGGCCUCUGCUGUUUCUUUCCUUUCUGAAAACCUGGAGGGCUUUCUGGAAAUCCAUCCCAAUUUCUUUCUCUUUUUUAUUUUUUAUUUUGUGCCACAUUGUUAUGACAACUGAAGCAAUUUGUGUGACUUUUAAAGAUAGCAGUUUGACAUUAAUUAGGACAAAAAGAGGAGGGCUAGACCGUUGAAAAUAUAUCCCCUUUCUGAAAAAGCUGCUGUUUUCAAGCAAAGGUUUAUUUUGUGUGUAUAAGUUCCCAAUUGAGCAUUUUGUCACCUUGGUUAGCAUGAGAGGAAAAAGAUGUCUCUCAAAAUUAGACAUUCCUCCAACCUGUCCCCUCCCACACUUUGAUAACGAAAGAGAAUUGCCAUUGGUCUAUUUGUUUUUUCAAAAUUGCUGACAUGUUCCUCUCCGGAGGCCCUCACCAGCCUUUCUGUCAGAUCAGAGAAACCAAACGUGACGUAAAUGUGAUGACGAGCUCCAGGAUUAUUUUUCUCGUGCUUUAUGAACGUGUAUCCAGAUACGGCGAAUGGAAACCGUGGUGUGUGCUUCAAUGAAUGAAAUUUCAGGAUCUCCUUGUGCCCGGCCAGUGAGCAAAAGUCACCUUAAAUGACUUUUUCUUCCUACUUGUCUGUUAAGCAAGUCCCAAACCUGUUGCUUUUUCCAGUUGCUACCCGGGUGUCUGUAUAUAGUUUGUCCUUGUAUAGGAGUGAGUGAGUGUGGUGAGCGUCGGGCCCAUGGCUGUCCUGUGUUAUAAUUUAACAGAUGACGGCUGUAUGGAGAAGACAAUGUAAAUAGAAAACAAUUAAACUGGAUCUCUAUGGCCUGGGUUUUGUACAUACAGAAACUGCAUGGUAUUUAAAUUAUUGUUCGUCUCUGAUAAUGUAUGCAGUUUCUUUAAAAACAACAACCACAAAAAAAAAGUAAAAAAAAAAUCAUUUCCUUGA